Messenger RNA from Lycium barbarum (goji berry), 2275 nucleotides. Its product is annotated as glucomannan 4-beta-mannosyltransferase 2-like. The coding region runs from base 205 to 1806 and encodes 533 amino acids. The record is from RefSeq and is a predicted model, not a curated record. Gene Ontology annotation, cellular component: Golgi apparatus. Lineage: Eukaryota; Viridiplantae; Streptophyta; Magnoliopsida; Solanales; Solanaceae. The transcript is spliced from 9 exons. Gene Ontology annotation, molecular function: mannan synthase activity.
CUAUAAAACUUCCCCCUUCUCCUUCUCUCAGUCACUCACUCAACACAUUACAUUACACAUAACACAUACAUAUUCUCUUUCUUCUGCACAAUGCUGCGAUCCUCUUCUAUCUUAUUAUAGAAAAAAGAUAAGAGGAGUAUUGCUUUUUGGCUGAAACAGAGAUCUAUUUUUGUUCUGUUUUGAGCCAAAGAAAAAAGAAAAAAAAUGACAGAGGUUUCUACAAAUGCUCUGUUACAAGACUCAUUUCAGGGUACAGCAGUAGAUAUAGCAGGGCAAAUUGGGUUAAUGUGGGAAUUUAUUAGAGCCCCAUUGAUAGUUCCAUUAUUGAGAGUUGCUAUGUACAUAUGUUUAGCUAUGGAACUUAUGCUUUUCAUUGAAAGGCUUUAUAUGGGUAUAGUUAUUAUUCUUGUUAAACUCUUUAUGAAAAAACCAGAAAAAAGGUAUAAUUGGGAACCAAUGCGAGAGGAUUUGGAGAGUGGGAAUGCAAGUUUUCCUAUGGUUCUUGUUCAAAUCCCCAUGUUCAAUGAAAGAGAGGUUUACAAGAUCUCCAUAGGAGCUGCAUGUAACCUUUCAUGGCCAUCUGAUAGACUUGUGAUUCAAGUUCUUGAUGAUUCUACUGAUCCUCUCAUUAAGGAUUUGGUUGAGAAAGAAUGCUUAAGGUGGGCAAGCAAGGGGAUUAACAUUAGAUACCAAAUUAGAGAAAACAGGGGAGGCUACAAAGCUGGAGCUCUUAAAGAAGGAUUAAAACGUGAUUAUGUUAAAGAUUGCGAAUACGUCGUCAUUUUCGAUGCUGAUUUCCGGCCUGAACCGGAUUUUCUACGGCGAGCUAUUCCAUUUCUUGUACAUAACUCGGAAAUUGCACUUGUCCAAGGUCGUUGGCGUUUUGUGAAUGCAAAUGAGUGCUUAUUGACGAGAAUGCAAGAGAUGUCACUAGAUUACCAUUUCACGGUGGAGCAAGAAGUGGGUUCAUCUACUCAUGCAUUCUUUGGGUUCAAUGGAACUGGAGGAGUAUGGAGAAUAGCAGCCAUUAAUGAAGCUGGUGGCUGGAAAGACAGAACAACUGUAGAGGAUAUGGACCUUGCAGUUAGAGCUAGUCUUAAAGGCUGGAAGUUUCUUUAUCUUGGUGAUCUCCAGGUGAAAAGUGAACUUCCCAGUACAUUCAAAGCCUUCCGUUUUCAGCAGCAUCGUUGGUCUUGUGGCCCUGCCAAUUUGUUCAGAAAAAUGGUGAUGGAGAUUGUUAGGAACAAGAGAGUGAAUAUUUGGAAGAAGCUUUACGUGAUCUACAGCUUCUUCUUCGUCCGAAAGAUUAUUGCUCACAUGGUUACAUUUUUCUUCUUUUGUGUUGUUCUUCCGUUGAGCCUCCUAGUUCCCGAAGUUGAAGUCCCUAUAUGGGGUGCCAUCUACAUCCCCUGCAUUAUCACCACUUUGAAUUCUGUUGGAACUCCAAGGUCAAUUCAUCUACUCUUCUACUGGAUUCUCUUCGAGAACGUGAUGGCUUUCCAACGAACCAAGGCUACAUUUAUUGGCUUGCUAGAAGCAAAGAGGGCUAACGAAUGGGUUGUCACAGAGAAAUUAGGUGACGCUCUCAAGAACAAAGAGAAAACAAAACAAAGCAAGAAACCCCGAGGAUCUCUAUUUGGAGACAGGAUUCUUCCACAAGAAUUGGGAUUUGCAGUUUUCCUUUUCUUCUGCGGAUGUUAUGAUGUCCUCUAUGGGAAAAGCCAGUACUUCCUUUACAUCUUCCUCCAAGUCAUUACUUUUACAAUUGCUGGAUUUGGCUACAUUGGCACCAUAGUCCCAUCAUAAUAGCAGAAACUUCCGAAAAGUUUUCUUGUAUUGCCUCUUCUACACAGAAAUAUAUUUUUGAGUGCUUUCCUGCAACAAUUUUCGGAGAAUUUUCCUAGAGAUAAAAUGCUGGUAAAAAAGAAUGAAAAAGCCAAGUGAUGUUUUUAUUUGCACAGAACACAGAAGAAGCAGAUAAAGCAGAUGCGUUAGUGGAAUUAGAUAGGUUGUAUUUUUCUUCUUUUGAAGUUUUUAAGUUGUGAGAUAUUGUAAUUCUUUAGCUUGUAUUUUUUUUUUCUUGUUGUUCCCUUUGUCUUUGGCUUUCAAGAGGGGACAUAAGUUCAGGAUAUUGAGAAAAGGGUCAAACUUGUAAUCAAGUUUUUGUCAUUCUAGUUUCAAUUCUUUUCUUUUGAUGAUCAUUGUAUCAUGAAGACUCCACAAAUAUGUAUAUAACAGGAGCUAGUGGUUUUGAAAUAUUUGACAGCUUCAGUAA